AUGUCUAAUCUGGGCAAAAUAAUUGUUCUUCUUCCUUUCCUUUUCGCAUGCGUUUUCGCGAGGCUUUCUUCUCUCGAUCCUGUUGAGGAAAGAAAGCCAAUCAAUGUCCACGAAAAUUAUGGUGGAAUCACCACCAGAAAAGAUGGCUAUGGAUCCGAUAAUCAGGAUGACGAAUCGGGUCCGUACUACGAUAAUGGAGACGGAAAGGACGAGGAAGGAAACAAAAAUUGGCCUAGAGGUGAACAUGGAUUCCCAUUACUGUUCCCGUUCCCAUUCUCAUUCCCAUGGUUUGGCAACCACGGCCAACCACGAAAAGAACCCGAAGAAUCGGCCCCAGCUGCCACCAAAAUCGAGCCGAAACCGGAUUUUGAGACAAACUUCCUAGGUUCAUGGAAGGUGGACAAUCCAAAUUCUGGUGUUGCAGCCAUGCACGUACAAUUGUUGCCAAAUAACAAGGCUGUUUGGUACGAUACCGUGAACCUAGGUAGAUCGGACAUCCUGGCCCACCCUCCAGCAUGCCGUCGUCUCGUAGGAGGGAGACGGGGUGAUAGAGGACUCGACUGCACUGCUCAUGCCAUUGAGUACGAUAUAGAGACAGCCCAACUCAGAACCAUGAAGAUGGAAUAUGAUCCAUGGUGCUCGUCAGGUGGAAUGUCACCAGAUGGAGCCCUAGUCAGCACAGGUGGUAAUCAAGAAGGAUUUCGAACCCUCAGAAUUUUCAAUCCAUUCAGAGACUUCGAGUUUCAAGAAAAGCCGGGAGCACUUUCAGCCAAUAGAUGGUAUGCCACACAAAUUCUGCUGGAAAACGGUAGCUUUGUUGUGGUCGGUGGUCGUGCCGCACACAACUACGAAAUAAUUCCAUCAGAUAAACUGAAUUUUCCAAUUCAACAAUUUGGCCUACCCUUCCUUGAAGAAACACAGGAUGAGAAAGAGAAUAAUCUCUACCCAUUUGUUAAUCUACUCCCAGAUGGGAACAUUUUUGUAUUUGCAAACUACAAAUCUAUCAUCCUCAACCCUUACACCGGAGAAACCAUUCGCAACCUCCCUGACUUGGUUGGUGGUUCCCGUAACUACCCGGCUUCAGGAAUGUCAGCACUACUCCCGAUCAAUCUCAAUGUAGAAAACCCAGAAAACGUAGAUGUCGAAGUGAUUGUCUGUGGUGGCAACACGCGUGAUGCAUUCAAGUUUUCUGAGUUACCGCCAAGAAAAUUCUUCCCUGCAUUUAAAGACUGUGGAAGGCUAAGCCUUUCUAAACAAGGAGCUCAGUGGGAGAAAGAAGAUAUGCCAUCACCACGAACCAUGGGGGACUUGCUGCUUCUUCCAACUGGAGAUGUACUCAUAACCAACGGUGCAAAGGCAGGUACAGCAGCAUGGGAUGCUGCAGAAACUCCGAAUCUCACACCUGUACUCUAUAGUCCCAACAAAAAUAAGGGUAAAAGAUUCAAGGAAUUAACACCAACAAACAUACCUCGUAUGUACCAUUCAAUUUCUGCAGUUUUACCUGAUGGACAAAUCCUUAUAGCCGGAAGCAACACCAAUGAAUACUAUAAAUUCAACAAAAUAGACAAUCCCGAAAUGAUUUAUCCUACUGAAUUGACCGUCGAGAAAUUCUCACCACCAUAUCUGGCUCCUGAGCUUCAGCAAUAUAGACCACAGAUACUAGAGGUCCUUUCAGACAAAAAUCUCAAGUACAGACGUGAAUUCAUAGUGCAGAUCAGAUUAUAUGCACAAAUUGAUCAGUCUGAUAUUAAGGUGACUAUGUACUCACCACCAUUCACAACCCAUGGGUACUCCCAGAACCAAAGAUUGCUUAUUUUGGGGCUCAAGCAAGUGACAAAAAGAUUUAUUACUGUGGUUGCACCCCCAUCAGGGAAGCUUGCUCCUCCCGGCUACUAUCUUCUCUUUGUUGUUCAUCGUGGAGUGCCAAGCCAAGGAAUGUGGGUGCACAUCAAGUAA
Messenger RNA from Fraxinus pennsylvanica, 1956 nucleotides. Lineage: Eukaryota; Viridiplantae; Streptophyta; Magnoliopsida; Lamiales; Oleaceae. The record is from the annotation of a GenBank genome assembly.